Cordyceps fumosorosea ARSEF 2679 is the source of this 1455-nucleotide messenger RNA. RefSeq names its product RNA polymerase II, large subunit, CTD. The record is from RefSeq and is a predicted model, not a curated record. The transcript is spliced from 3 exons. Bases 1 to 1455 code for a protein of 484 amino acids. Gene Ontology annotation, biological process: intracellular calcium ion homeostasis. Gene Ontology annotation, cellular component: perinuclear region of cytoplasm. Lineage: Eukaryota; Fungi; Ascomycota; Sordariomycetes; Hypocreales; Cordycipitaceae.
AUGCUUCCCUCCCACCCACCUUCAUCGCCAGUCGCCAACAUCACUUCAAUCACUUCAAUUCUCCGCGCCGACCGCGAUUCUGCCAUCAUGGCGUCGCCUGAGCUGGCCAUUGCCAAGGCUGCGCUCUCCGCCUCCCUCUUCAAAGCCGACCCCAUUUCGCUCACCCGUCCCGAGGUCGACACCCUCUUCCCGCUACUCGACGCCACCAUAACCCAGUGCUCGCGAGCCAAUGUUCAGAGCUGCAAGAACUGGAUCAUGAACCACAUCGCAUCCUCAUCCGCGAGAUGCGUAAACCUCGCCAAGUACCUCGCUGCGCUUUCCAAGUGCUUCCCGACCGACACGAACACGCGCCCGAGCCUAAAGCGCAGGCGUCUACAUAUUCUCUAUAUUCUCAGCGACACGCUACACCACUCCUCACAGGCCAACAACCGCGUCUGCGCCGAGGCUUGGGCACGGCACCUGGUAACGCUCACGGCAGCCGCAGCUUCGUUUGUCAGGUGCCCAAAGCACAAGGCCAAACUUGAGGCGCUCGUCUCUCUGUGGUCUGGCAAGGAAUAUUUGCCUGCGCAAGUACUCUCGCAACUCCGCGAUGUCGUGUCCAAGAACGGAAUCAUCAACACCACCGCCACCGCCACGCAGCCCGACUCCGCGCCUGCGAUGUCGUCCCUCAAAGUGGCCAAGGACGCUCCCUACACGCUACCCUCCUUCCAUGGUGAUGCGUCUACGCCGUGGUACGAUCUCCCCGUGGGUACAUGGCUCCCGCACGUGACGCCAAAUUCAGCACGGCCCAUGCUGCCGGACCGCAUCCGCCCAAUUCAGCUGUCUGCUGGCAUCGCGGACGCACCCCUCAUCGACGCUGUCAAGCUCCUUCUCCGCCGUGCCGACCGUAUAUACGCUAGCAGCAGUAGAAACGAGGCGGACGCCGCCACCACCGACCAUGUCGAGACACCCUCCCAGGAGGAUAUCAAUGAGCUUGGGGAGCGCUUCGCUGCGGACCCGGCCACCGGGGUCGUGCUCCACGCGGAUACGUACUACGGCUGGUCGCGCCCUUUUUGUGAAAAGAUGAAGGCCCGGCAUAAGCAGAUGCCGCUCAGCGACUCCCGCGGCAGGUCAUACUCUCUCGCAGUCGCAGUCGCAGUCGCAGUCGCAGUCGAAGUCGCAGUCGCAGUCGAAGUCGAAGUCGAAGUCGAAGUCGAAGUCGAAGUCGAAGUCGAAGUCGAAACCGCAGUCGUACGCCAUCUCUGCGAAAUAGAACCCAAAGCCGAAGGAGCAGCCCCAACCAGCGCCCUGGACAGAACCCCCAGCGUCAUGACAAGAACGCGGCUUUCUCAUCAGACUUUGGAAGGCAGCCCCAGCAGCCGCUGCCACCGCGUCCAAUCCCACCUCCUCAAGCUGGCUUCUCGCUGCAGUGGCCUCUACCGCCGCCGCCGCCGCCGCCGCCGCUGGCACCAGUAG